Messenger RNA from Rhea pennata, 1986 nucleotides. RefSeq names its product maestro heat-like repeat-containing protein family member 7. NCBI's taxonomy places the organism in Eukaryota, Metazoa, Chordata, Aves, Rheiformes, Rheidae. The coding region runs from base 1 to 1986 and encodes 661 amino acids. The transcript has 13 exons. The record is from RefSeq and is a predicted model, not a curated record. Gene Ontology annotation, cellular component: cytoplasm.
AUGGCAGGGAGACACCCCAGCCGCCCUGCAGCAGUGUGGGGUGAGGAUGAGGACCAUCCCCCCAGCCACCCCAUGGAGGCCUGGGUCAAGGAGGAGGCCAGACCCCCCAGACGCCCAAAAGAGGCUUGGGUUGACGAUAUGGAGAGACGCCCUGGCAUCUCCAUGAGAACUGGGGUCAAGGAGGAGGAUGGACCCCCAAGCUGCCCCAUGGAGGCCUGUGAGGAGGCUGAGCAGGCAGAUGUGGUCCUUAUGGCCAUCGAGGGCUUGAAGGACAGCAGUGCCUACAACACCUCAGCGGCAACACAUGUGCUCGAGGAUAUGAUGGGAUACUGCGCUGCCAGGCCAGAACACUUGCAGCUGACUGUGGCACAUAUCUAUGAGCACCUGCCAGGCAUCAGUGAGGCCGCAGCCCGGGACAUGCUCAAGACCUUCCUUCUCCUCCUGACAUGCCACUACCCCAGCGAGGUGGUCACUGGCCUGCUGAGCUGCUCCCCGACCUGUGACAGUGUUGCCGUGGCCAUGUGGGAGGUGAUGGUCUCCCAGUCUUUGACAGCGGAGAAGGUGCUGCAGGAGCUGCUCUGUGUGCUGCAGGAGCGGCCCUUCUGCAAACCGGGCACCACCAUCAAGGACCCCAGCUGCAUCCUCCCUCUGACCGCAACCCGGGCACUGAACAUCAUCCUUCUGCAGCACACGUGCAAGCAGCAGGUGAAGGCACUCUUCCCCCGCCUCUACCUGGCGCUCUUCUUCCAGCUGUCCUUUACCAUCGUCUGUGCGCAAGAGGACAUCCCUGCCUUCAGCCGCGAGGGCAAACUCAUGCCUCACAGGCCUGCCAGGGUGGUGGUGCAAGCCAUGCAGGCGUUGUUGUGCUGCAGUGGCUAUAGGGAGCAGGUCACUGCCAUGCAGCAGCGAGGUGGCUGGGACAUGAUCAGCCAGCCUGAGACUCACCUCACAGGGGUUACCUUGCUGGCCAGGCAGAUGCAGGGCAACCCCCUGGAGGAGCGCGCUGAGGUCUUCCUGAACCUGAGCGUGGCCCUGAGGGGCAAGGACAGGUGCCAGGAGACCCCUUCUAUGGCCUUCUUCAUCGAGCUGCUGCAGUGCCCUGAUCUGUGCGCGGCAGAUGACGAGGUGGCACUGAGCCUCUGCCAGGAGCAGCUGGGCAACGAGCGCCGAGUCAUGCGCUGGCUGGCGCUCCGCGGCCUCCUCUUCCUCUCUGAGAGACCCGCCACAGCAAGGAAGAUGCAGAAGCUGAUCCCGGACGUGGUGAAGCAGCUGCAGGACGCUGAUGGGGAGACAGAUGCCAAAGCGCUGGUGGUGCUGAGUAACGUGCUGCACCACAUCACCCCAUCGCAAAGCAGCCACUUCGCUGUGCAGCUGGCCCAUGACCUUCUGUCCCUCUUCUCCAGUGAGGUCAGAGCGGUGCGGGAGCUGGCCAUGCAGCUCUUUGGGGAGCUGCUGAGCCGGGCAGCAGGCAGCGAGAGGCAGCAGAUGAAGCAGGUGGCACGCCAGGGACUGCUGCCCCUCUUCCUGCAUCUGAGUGACCCACACCCCGGGGUGGCACAGGUGGCCCAGGCAGCCCUCGUGGACGCUGCAAAGCUCCUGCACUGGAAGCAGCUCCGGAAGCUGGCCGAGAGAGCACAGAUCUGGUACAUUGGCGAGUACCUGGUGCGGAAUGCCGGGCCGGUAGCCAGCGAGUAUGUGAGCUGCAGCUGCCGGUACCUGGAGGAUCCCCGGACUCCCCUGCGGGAGCAGGCGGCAUACUUCCUCGGGCUUGCUGGGCGGCUCCUGGACUGGCACGGGGAGAACCUGGAGGAGAUGUGCAGCCUACUUCAGCGCUUGGAGAAUGACAGCAGCCCCACAGUCCGCUUCCUGGCAACAUACACAACCUUUGCCCUCCGAGAGCCCAGGAAAGCAUCCCCGUCAGGCUUCACCAUCCGAGCCCUGCUCGCUCGCCUGCGGAGAGUCUGGCAGUGGUGGCACCAAGGCUGA